Dendrobium catenatum is the source of this 1231-nucleotide messenger RNA. Its product is annotated as transcription factor MYB30. NCBI's taxonomy places the organism in Eukaryota, Viridiplantae, Streptophyta, Magnoliopsida, Asparagales, Orchidaceae. The record is from RefSeq and is a predicted model, not a curated record. Bases 119 to 862 code for a protein of 247 amino acids. The transcript is spliced from 3 exons.
GAAGAGCUUUCAUGAUCGCUUGUCCAGUUCUUCACAGCCUCGUCUUGCAGAGCAAAAAAGAAGAAGAAGAAGCAAACAGAGAAGAAAGAAACUAAUCUGUCAACUAUUUUAAAUCAAAAUGGUGAGAGCUCCUUGCUGUGAGAAGAUGGGUCUUAAGAAGGGGCCAUGGACUGCAGAGGAAGAUCAGAUUCUGAUCUCUUAUAUACAAAGCCAUGGCCAUGGAAACUGGAGAGCUCUCCCCAAACUAGCUGGCCUUUUGAGGUGUGGGAAGAGUUGCAGACUUCGGUGGACGAAUUAUCUCAGACCUGAUAUUAAAAGAGGGAACUUUACCAGAGAAGAAGAGGAUGCCAUCAUUACUUUACAUCAAAUGCUUGGAAACAGAUGGUCUGCAAUUGCUGCAAAGCUACCAGGUAGAACUGACAAUGAGAUAAAAAACGUGUGGCACACUCACCUGAAGAAAAGAUUGAAGACUGGUACUGAAACAACGCAAGAAUCAGCGAGAAAGAACCAAAUAGAAUCGAAGGAAGAGAAACCAACGCAAUCAUUCAGCAGUACUGAUGUCUCCUGCUCGGGCAAUACUGAAUCAUCAACCUCUAGUACUUUAGAAAACAGCCAGAACUCCAUGGACUCAUCACUGAAUCAUGAAUUCCAAGAAAUUGAUGAGAGUUUUUGGACUGAAACACUGCAAAUGGAUGGUAAUGCGGAGCAAAACUCAAUGGAUUCAAUGGAGUUAAUGGAAGAAGGAUUUUCCUCGGAAUUCAGUGAUGAGACAUUCUUGUUCUCAGCUGGUUCAAGCGAUGAGGACGAUAUGAGUUACUGGUUGAGGAUCUUUUUGCAAGCUGAAGAAUUGCCUGAAAUUUGAAGGACCCAUUUAAAUUUUGAAUUUUUACGAGAAAAAUAGAAAUUUAAAAAAUUAUUUUAGGUAUUAUUAACUUCUUUUAGUUCAACAAUAUCUGCAUCUUAUAAUUUAUUCACUCUAUUCGAUAGCAAAAUAUUUCAAAAAGUAGAAAGAAAACUGUAACCAAAUAGAAGCAUAGAAUGAUCUAUCAAGUAACUAUUCAAAAGACACUCCAAAUAAAUCUUCGGAUCUGUUUAUGUAAUUAUGGAUUUUGUGAUCAAAUGAUACUGAUUUAUUGCUUUAGAAGAGUUGAGCUCUAUGUAAUGAAACUAUGAAAGUUCAAAAAAGUGGCCGUUAGUGCUUGGUGCACUAUAAAAAGUUGAAAUUGAAUUA